Caenorhabditis bovis is the source of this 465-nucleotide messenger RNA. The record is from the annotation of a GenBank genome assembly. Lineage: Eukaryota; Metazoa; Nematoda; Chromadorea; Rhabditida; Rhabditidae.
AUGCGCAUCAGCUACAGUGUCCUCCUCUCAAUUCUUUACACGUUUUUGCCGGUUAGCGCUGUUCUACGUUGUCUCUCAGGUCAUUCUCGGUACCCGACUCAAUGCACUUCGCAGUCCUACUGCGUCACUAUCACAUCGAAGACCGGCCCAGUCCAGCGUUCGUGCGACGGAAAUGCAAUUUCACAAGUUUCGCUGUGUUCAAUGUAUGCAAUGCACAGUAUCCCGCGGGUGCAAGUCGACUACUCCAACUACCCGAUCUCAAUGGGAGGUCCAUCGACCAUUUCUAAAUCAGGAUCGUCAUCUCUGACUCGAAAUCAACGACGCGCACCCAUGCAGAUGUGCUUUAAUGCCGGCGAUCUUGGAGAAGUUUGCUGCUGCAACACAGAUUACUGUAACAGCGGAGCUCACGUCGGAUAUCGAUGGAUCACUUCGAUUCUACUCAUCACAUGGAUUCUCAUGAUUUGA